UGACAAAAACGACUCUUUAUAAAGACAGCUUGAGUGUUGGCUUCAUGAGUAAUGGCGGAUACUCCUAGAACUCCUAUAGUAGCCACAACUACAAAUUAUUCACCUAAUUUCUUCCAUCCCCACAUAUAUAUCUUCGAUAACCAAGAUUGAAUCGAGUUAAGAUUCAAUCAAGAUUGAAUCUUUUCUCUUGCUGCUUAAUUUGGCGACUUUUGCUACUCAGUGUAGAAAAUGGCUGUAGCUAUGGCUUCUAGUUGCAGUAAAUUUGGGCUCUACGGCAAUUUGAGGGCAAUGGAGAAGCUAUCCAAUUCGAGGGCUUCUCCGUUUUUCUGCUCUUUCGGGUUGGAUCCACUUCAGUUGUCAUGCAUUAAUCCCAAGAAAAGCCUAUCGUCUUCCAUGACUACAAUUAUACCAAAAGCAUCACCAUCUACUGCUGUGGAGGGUGGAAGUUCUCAGGAGACGGAUGUAGUUCCUACCCCCAUCGUAAUAAUAGAUCAAGAUUCUGAUGAAGAUGCAACUAUUGUUGAAAUCACCUUUGGGGAUCGUCUUGGAGCUCUCCUCGAUACAGUGAAUGCACUCACGAGUCUUGGACUGAAUGUUGUCAAGGCUGAUGUAUACCUAGAUACUUCCGGAAAGCACAACAAGUUUGCUAUUACUAAAGCUUCGACUGGAAGAAAGGUUGACGAUCCGGAACUGCUUGAGGCUAUCCGUUUGACAAUUAUCAACAAUCUGCUUGAGUAUCACCCGGAGUCGAGUGUUCAGUUGGCAAUGGGGGCUGCAUUUGGUAUCACUCCACCGAAAAUUCUAUUACCCUAUAUUGCAACGCAUAUCCAUGUCUACGAUGAUGGUCCUGAGCAAAGCUUGCUCACUAUAGAAACAGCCGAUCGUCCGGGAUUGCUGGUGGAUCUCGUAAAGAUCAUCACUGAUAUUAAUAUCACUGUUAAAUCUGGAGAGUUCGAUACUGAGGGAUUGCUGGCCAAGGCGAAAUUUCAUGUAAGCUACAAUGGGAAAGCCCUUAUUAAGCCUCUUCAGCAGGUUCUUGCAAACAGUCUGCGAUAUUACUUGAGGAGACCGAGCACAGAGGAAGCAAGUUUUUGAUAGAUUGAAGAAAGAGAUGCACAUGGUUUCUUGUAUACUUAUUGACUGUGUCUACCAUUGUAAACGCAAUUGGUUGUAACUUGUAACUCUUCUGCAGAUUUGAGUUUCCAGGAAUACUAUGAAUACUGGGAAAUCAUAUAACCAUCACCAUGAGAGGAGCUUUUAGACCUAUUCAAUCAUUCAUGCAAAUCAAAUUGUCAUUUGUAAAUUACUCUCAGCCAAACUACUCAUGAGGAAUCUUAUAUUUUGGUAAUAUAAUUACUAAUAGUAGUGUUUA
Salvia hispanica is the source of this 1372-nucleotide messenger RNA. NCBI's taxonomy places the organism in Eukaryota, Viridiplantae, Streptophyta, Magnoliopsida, Lamiales, Lamiaceae. The record is from RefSeq and is a predicted model, not a curated record.